CGAAAGGGGGCGGGGCCUUUCCUGUGAGGCGCCGCGCAUGCGCAGUGCGCUGCCGCGGGGAGCUGUGUCUGCCGGCCGCCUUCACGCCGCCAUGGCGCUGCUGCAGAGCUGCCGCUUCCUCGCCGCCCCCCGCCUCGCCGCCGCCGCCCGCGCCAGCUCAUGGUGGUCCCACGUGGAGAUGGGUCCCCCCGACCCUAUCCUGGGGGUGACCGAAGCGUUCAAGCGCGACACCAACUCCAAGAAGAUGAACCUGGGCGUGGGGGCGUACCGGGACGACAACGGGAAGCCCUACGUGCUGAGCUGCGUUCGCAAGGCGGAGGCCAUGAUAGCCUCUAAGAAGAUGGACAAGGAGUACUUGCCCAUCGGGGGGCUGGCGGAUUUCACCCGGGCAUCGGCAGAGCUGGCACUGGGUGAAAACAGCGAGGCUUUCAAGAGCGGCCGGUAUGUCACCGUGCAGGGUAUUUCUGGGACUGGAUCUCUGCGAAUUGGAGCCAAUUUUUUGCAACGGUUCUUCAAGUCCAGCCGCGACGUGUACCUACCCAAACCCUCCUGGGGCAAUCACACGCCCAUCUUCCGCGAUGCGGGCUUGCAGCUCCAGGCUUACCGCUACUACGACCCCAAAACCUGCAGUCUCGACUUCGCUGGAGCUAUGGACGACAUUUCUAAAAUCCCAGAGAAGAGCAUCAUCCUCUUGCACGCCUGCGCUCACAACCCCACCGGAGUGGAUCCCAGGCAGGAGCAGUGGAAGGAGAUGGCAGCCACGGUGAAGAAACGGAACCUCCUGGUGUACUUCGACAUGGCCUACCAGGGCUUUGCCAGCGGGGACAUCAACCGGGACGCCUGGGCCGUGCGGCAUUUCAUCGAGCAGGGCAUCAACAUCGUGCUGUCGCAGUCCUACGCCAAGAACAUGGGGCUGUACGGAGAGCGCGCAGGAGCCUUCACGGUGAUCUGCAGCGACGCAGAGGAAGCCAAGAGGGUGGAGUCGCAGCUGAAGAUCCUCAUCCGUCCCAUGUACUCCAACCCGCCCCUGAACGGAGCCCGCAUCGCCUCCAUCAUCCUCAACACCCCCGAGCUGCGGAAGGAGUGGCUGGUGGAGGUGAAGGGCAUGGCUGACCGGAUCAUCGGCAUGCGGACUCAGCUGGUGUCCAACCUCAAGAAGGAGGGAUCCUCGCACAACUGGCAGCACAUCACCGACCAGAUCGGCAUGUUCUGCUUCACGGGGCUGAAGCCCGAGCAGGUGGAGCGGCUGAUCAAGGAGUUCUCCAUCUACAUGACAAAGGACGGCCGAAUCUCCAUGGCGGGCGUUACGUCGGGCAACGUAGGUUACCUGGCUCACGCCAUCCACCAGGUCACCAAGUAAAGACAGAGCGUGCUCUGGAGCUGUCGGCCUUCCCCGCUGCUGGAAGAAGGGGAAGGAAAGGAAGCAAGCAGAAAACUUCCAACCACAGCACUUAACGCCGCUGCUGAAUGUAUCUUGUAGAUGAGUUGUUGUAGAAGCCUAGUCAAACUCGCACCACGCUGUGGAGCAGGGACAGCAGUGCUGGCUCCCCCGUGUCACAGCCAUCCUCCCCUGCUGCUCGUCCUUUGCCCAUCAGCCCCAGCACCCGUCUGCACUGGAGGAAGCAAACGGUUAGCGCUCGGCCAUCCUGCCUGCGUAGGCACCGAAGGCAUCCCCACGCUCGUUUCUCCAUGAGAAUGCUUUGUGAGGCUGCUCGCCCGGGCAGCAGCGGUCAGGGAGUGGGGUGGGCUGAGGGGGGGCUGUUUGGGAUCACUCCUGCGUCCUCCUGAACCCAUCCUGCUGCAGGCUCCCCUCCUCUUCCACCUCAGGGCCAGGCAGCGCUGAAGCUGCCCUCCGACAACUGCCAUAAAGGCUCUGAGGACUUGUAACUACUAAAACGUGCUCCCCUCUGGGCUCUGCUCUUUGCAGCUGGAAAUCUGUCAAGUGUAAUUCACGGUGGCGUUGGUGCGUGUGGCAGACCCCUGUCACUGCUCUGAACCUCCCUUCCCCUGCUAUAAGGUGACAAUUCCUCGCCCUUCAAUAAGAACCUCCUCUGAAAACUGC
Messenger RNA from Anas platyrhynchos (mallard), 2062 nucleotides. RefSeq names its product glutamic-oxaloacetic transaminase 2 (gene GOT2). Gene Ontology annotation, cellular component: mitochondrion. Gene Ontology annotation, molecular function: pyridoxal phosphate binding; L-aspartate:2-oxoglutarate transaminase activity. The record is from RefSeq and is a predicted model, not a curated record. Gene Ontology annotation, biological process: biosynthetic process; L-aspartate catabolic process. NCBI's taxonomy places the organism in Eukaryota, Metazoa, Chordata, Aves, Anseriformes, Anatidae.